Hansenula ciferrii is the source of this 1461-nucleotide messenger RNA. RefSeq lists its product as uncharacterized. The transcript has a single exon. Gene Ontology annotation, molecular function: misfolded protein binding. Gene Ontology annotation, biological process: protein quality control for misfolded or incompletely synthesized proteins. The record is from RefSeq and is a predicted model, not a curated record. NCBI's taxonomy places the organism in Eukaryota, Fungi, Ascomycota, Saccharomycetes, Phaffomycetales, Wickerhamomycetaceae. Bases 1 to 1461 code for a protein of 486 amino acids. Gene Ontology annotation, cellular component: i-AAA complex.
AUGUUUAGAAGUUGUCGUCAAUUAAGAGGUUCUGCUCCUAUACUGAGACAACUCUGUACUUCCAGAAUACAGACAGGACCUAGCUUAAGAUUCUCAUCACAUUAUGCUAGACAACAUGCAUCAAAUUAUGGAAGAAGAAGUUGGUCAAAAAUAAUUCUUACCACUCUUGGUGGUAUUGGUCUUAUAGGGCUCAGUGCAUGGUGGGUUUAUUGGCCACAUCAUACCUUCCCAAAAUCAGUUGCAAAAAUAUUAAGAAAAGGUCUAUGGGCUGAAUCGGAUAAAGGUGAGAAAGAUUACCAAACUGCAUUAAAGCAUUAUUUAGAAGCUUUAGAAGAAGCUGAUAAAUUUGAAUUAGAUCCUUUAAGUGAUGAAUACACUGGUAUACAAUUAAAAGUUGGUGAAAUGUAUGAAAGAUUGAAUAUGAAUCAAGAUGCCUUGAUGGUUUAUUCUGAAAUAGCUUCAGCUUAUUUAGAUGCAUUAACUACCCCAGGUAAAAUUCCAAUUCCAAGAAGACCUCAUAUCAUUCAAAAAGAUUUAAGAGUUGUUGUUAAAAUCGUUGAACUUAAUAAAGGUAACCCAUAUGCUUCCAAGAUGUUAUUAAUGACACAUUUCUUAAUUGCUCAAGAAGAAGUUGCUAAAAGAAGUAAAACAGUUUCUAAAUUGAUUAAAGAAGAAAAAGAACAAAUUUUACAAGAAGUUUCACAACAACAAUCACCAUAUUCAAAUCCAAUUAAAGAAGAUUCUUUAAAAGUUGGUGAAGAUGAGAAAAUCGUUGUUAUUGAAAAGAACAGAGAUGCUUGGGAGCCUUUCCGUGAUGAAUUGUUUAAUGCAAGAGAUCUUUAUGUUGCAAUUUCAUUAGCAACUGGUGAUUUACAAUCUGCUGUUCGCACUAAAAUUGCGACCACUGAAUGGAUGUUAAAUGCUGAUUGUGAUCCAGGUGAAAUUUUAAUGUCACAAGCUAAUUUAGGUUCAUUAAUGUAUUUACAAGCCGAAGAAUUUGAAGCUAAAGAAUAUCGUGCUAUAAAGCAAAAAUUAGAAGAAUCUAAAAUUGCAUCUGAAAGAUUUAAUAAAAAAAGUUGUCUUGACUUGGCUUUGAAAUGUUAUGAAUCAGUUUUAGCAUUUUCUAAACAAUUACCAGCUCAAUUACGUCGUGAAGAAAACGUUGAAGAAUCUAUUGCUCUUUCCACAUAUGGUUUAGGUGUUAUUAAAUUACAUUUAGGUGAACUAGAUACAGCUAAAAAUUUGUUACGUGAAUCAAGAUUAAGAGCUAAAGGUAGUGGAUUUAAUGAUUUAGUUGUUGAAGCUGAAAGAGAAUUGGAAAAAUUGGGUAAAGAAGUUGAAAAAUUAGAAAAAGAAAACACACAAAAGGAGUAUGAACAAGAAAGAAUCAAAAAGUUAUUGGAAAACAAAGGUGAACAACCUGAUAUAGAACUUGAUAUCCAACUAAACAAGCAUAAAUAA